Molecule: messenger RNA, 1959 nt
Organism: Laccaria bicolor S238N-H82
Lineage: Eukaryota; Fungi; Basidiomycota; Agaricomycetes; Agaricales; Hydnangiaceae
Exons: 8
Coding region: 1-1959 (652 amino acids)
Source: RefSeq, a predicted model, not a curated record
AUGCGUUUGAGCAUCCAACGUCGAAUCGCGGAAUUGAACGCCUUGACUCAGUCUAUGGCUUCAUUCAGUGCUCAGCAACGCUUCUACGACAUUCCGUUUUCCAGCCGCCGUUCUCACUCAGUAUGCAAACGAAUCAACUUCGCUGUGGAGCCAGAAAUUCUGUCGAACAUCACUUUAUCCUCCAGACGUCUUUCGUCUCAAGUCGAGAGUCUGGUUACAACGGAACCAAAGCCAACGUCUGCUUCUAAAUAUGCAACCAAGCUCCAUAUAGGUCACCUAUGUCCAUCUCCAGACGAAGACGGAGUUAUAUCUUUUGAAGAAGCCAAGAUUAGGUUGUUCCUUCUGCCCGCUAUCAGUUCCCUUGUUGGGGUUCGUCAAAUAAUAUGGGAUCUGGGUGAAUACGACCCAGAGUGGGCAACUCUUCUAGUCACAGAUGCCCUUGCAUCACUCCCGGCUCUGGAGGAUCUUCAUUUGAGUGUUUGGUUGGCUCCAGAUUCUCCCUGUGUGCAAUUCCAGCGGCUGUCCAACCUCAAAAAAUUCACCGUUAUCUCUGACUUCAAUAAUCGCACCGCAGUUAUCCGCACCGUCGCAGGACUGAUUGGAUGGAACCAGCCGGAGUUGACGAAUAUCACAAUUGUUGAUGAUGGCUACUACUCCGAUGGGUACGCGCCAACUCUCCAAGACUUUCUCGCGGAGACAUCUAGUUCAGUUUGCUUGAAAAUUACACAUCUCAAUUUGAGCGGCCUAUUUGUGAAAUUCGACGCUGGCGCACUUCGCCAUUUGAGAUCGUUGAUCUCGCUCACCAUAAUGAACAUCUCCUCGCCCUAUGAUGAAACUACAGAAUAUCAGGGUCCUGAAUUUUUGGCACAAAAAAUUUGGUCAACUUUGCGAUCAGAGAAAAUUCACCUACAAGAACUUGUCACGGACAACGCCCAGCCUGCCUUGGUCGAAUACUUAACAUCAUUUUCUGGUCUUCGGCGUCUCAGGCUUACUCGGACAUCAUCGUAUCACACACCUCAACAGGUGUCCAAUCAACUUGCGACACAGGUUUCCAAUCAACUUGCGAUCCACUUUUACGAACAAGGUCUCGAGAAUCAUAUUUCCUUUCUGGAGGCUCUUGAAGUUCAUUCAAGUUAUGAAGGAAUGUGGUGUUUUGGAAAACAUUGUUCCAACAUAAUCAAAAAAGCCACACGCCUUUCCCUUCUUGAAUUAUCUAUAAACUCUGAGGACAUUCCGAGGGGAGAAGAAAAGGUCCACGCUUAUGCGAAGAGUCAAUCCCCUACCAAAGAAAAUGCAAUCGGAGAACUUGGUAAAGAAGCUUUAGUGUUCGUCAUCUUAAAAAGUAUCGCAAGGCCGAUCCUCUUAGGUCGCGAACGGCGCUCCCUCGUCCAUUGGAUGCGCGGUUCUAAUGGCCGAUUUAUCGACACUGAGGGGAACAACGCCACAACCGCCAUCUUCUCCUUCUUUCGUCUCUUCGCACCGAGUUCCGCUUACCGCACUGUGGGCGACAACACCAAACUAGCGCAACUUCCACAAGCAUACACAUCCCAACCCAAAUCGCCUACUCCACAAUACGCACUAUCGUUGCCACCAAACAAGUCCUCGUCGAAGUACAGCAUCCCCAUGCACGUUCCAGGUCAACAAAAUUUCCUAGUCCCCACCAUGUCCCCUCCCCGUCCGGCUGCUCCGCCCAGUUACGCCUUGCCCCCUUCCUUAAACCCGCCCACGAAGGUGCCGCUCCUGCCUGGCGCUGGGCUGGGUCUGGAUCCUGGAACCAUCGUCCGCCCUUGCUCCGCUCCUCGCUCCGUAUCAACCAAUAGCAUCCACCCCCCGGCGCCAUUCCUUCCCACUCCCUCCCAAGCUGUAAGAUGGGGACUCACAAGUUCCUGGGAUCUACACUACGGGCUCAUGCAUAUGGGAGGAGCAGACGACCAAAGGAGUUUCUGCUACGGAAUCUAG